UGACUGAGACUCAUACUCUCUUUUCCUGGUUUUUUCUGAAACAAAAAGCUUCCUCUCACAUGAUCCCAAGCAAAUCGCAGAUGAAUAAAUAAAAAAGGGCGGGUAGGCUCAGGCUCAAGCUCUACUCUGCAACCACAGUUAAAAACAUGCGUAAUUCAAACUAGUUUAUCCUCUCUCUCUCUCUCUGAGUUUUAGAGCUCUCUUCUGCUCUUUCCAAGAACCAGGCCCCUUUGGUUUCUGGGUUCGGCUGUUUCUCACAGAAACUAAGAGAUGAAUCUCAAGAAUCUAUUGGAAGACAAACAACUAGAUUUUUAUCAGCCACUUUUAUCCGUGAGGAGAGUCCCAUUAGCAGCGGCCUCCUUACAAGCUGAAAACAAAAGGGUUACUGAUAAUUCAUUACCUAAAAUACCUCCCCUUCCUGUUUACAAGUCAGAUCUGAAAUCAGGUCCAGUGAGUAACCCAGGAACUGUUCCUUUUGUCUGGGAGCAAACCCCAGGAAGACCAAAGGAUGAAAGGAAAGCACAAAAUGUUGCUCUUGAACGGCCUCAUGUAACUCCAAGGCUUCCACCUGGGAGGGUUCCAAAGGUCAAACAGCAAGAUUCAGAUAAAAGUUCUAAACCUACAAGUAUUACUCAGUCCAAAACAGAAAACUUCCUUCCCAGGUCUCAACACGUUUCAUUUAUGGAUAAAAAUGUGACUAAAUAUGAGAGCUGCAAUGAGAAGAUGGAGUUUGAGGGUUUUGGUUCAGAGGAUGGUGAUGAGGCCUAUUUCGACGCACUUGACACAAUUUCUAUGACAGAAUCAUUUUCUAUGAACUGCAGCACCAGUGGGUUGAGUAGCUUGGAUGGUCCAGAUGUUAAACCAUCUGGAACCUUCUCAAUGGAUCCACAAACUCGGGAUAUCAUGAUUGGUCGUUUCUUACCUGCAGCAAAGGCAAUGGCUUCUGAAACACACCAACAUGCUACUUGGAAGCAACCUAUUAUACGAGAGCAACUGGGACAUUUAGAGAAGGUAGCAGCUGGGGAUAAACAUGAUCCACUUAAUCAGUACAUGCAAAAUGUUGUGAGAUGCCAAUCCCAUAACAUAGACGUGGAAGAAAAUGAAGAUGAAGCUGAUGGUUUUGACGGAUCUGAAAUUUCAUCAUCUAGAAUUUGUGGCUUAUUUCCUAGGUUUUGCCUAAAAAAUUCCUUUUGCCUUAUAAAUCGUACACCAGGGAUGAGCAUGCAGAGAGGGGUACCCAUUUCUACGGUCCGUAGUUUGAGAGAAAAAUCUUCAUAUUCUGGUUCUUUCAGUGAGUCGGAUAAACAGCGUGCUAGGAAUACUGCACCUGAGCAAAGAUCACUGGAUGGACACCAAUCAGCGGAGCUGCACGAAGAUAAGACUCGGGUGAGAAUUGAAUCCAACCAAACUGCUCAUAAAAAAGAUUGUGGGAAACCAGAUGAAUCACCUCAGAACAGGCGUUUGCAUGGUAAUGGCAUAUUGACCUGCCAGAAUGAAUCUUCCCAGUCUCUCCAUGAAGUUCUUGGUUUUUCUGGAAAAGAUGUGAAUUCCAGGGUGAGUGGGUCAGAUUUUCACAGUAAAGGCCACAAAACUUUUCGAGAAUUAUUGGCCAAUGAGGACACCAAAUGGGAAUCAGGCUCUACGAGUCCCAUGGUUGAGAAAACACUCUAUAUUGAUUCUGUACAUACAGUAAAAUCUCGAAAGUCAAAUUCAAGUUCUUCAGAUAUGCAGGGGUCAAUUGAUUACAGAGGGGACGGUUUUGGGAUUACUGUAAAAUGUAGCGAAUUGGAGAAAAGGCCUUCUGUAGAUUCUUCACUUAAAGAUUUCAAGUACUUGAGUGUUGUGGAUGAAAAGACAAAAGUGCAACCUGUAAGUUCAGUGUCUGUUGAUUCUUGUUUUCUGUCUUCUUCUGCCAGAUCCAAAAUGGAAAUGAGGAAUGAUUCCAAACAGUCUCUGGAUCUUAUUCAGGAUUCUAGUACAUUGAUGAGCUCAAAACCAAUUGAUACCAAGAAGAUUCAUUUCGAAACCCAGCAGCCUGUUAAAUUAGGUGAUCCAAAAGGUCCUCAUGGCCUUACUCAGGAUUCUGUUACACUGACAAGUUUGAAAGUCGUUAACAAUAGGAGUAUUGGUUUAGAAAUCCGGCAUGAUAAGAAAUCUUGCACUCAAGUUAAUGCUGGCUUUGUACAAGAUUCUAUCACAAUUGCAAGCUCAAAAGUGGGUGGGAAAAAUAAUUUCGAAAGCCGAGGGCCUAUGAGUCUAGGUGAUCAAGAAAGUUCUCAUAGCAGCUAUCCAUACCUUCCUCUUGGCUUACCUUCACCAAAAUCUCCAUCUGAGUCUUGGCUAAAGCGUACUCUUCCCGUCAUUUCCUCAAGAAAUGUACCUUCAAGAUCUUCACUUGCCAUGCUCAUUAAUACUAGAAAUCAAGCUUCCAAGUCAACCUCUCUUGAAUCCAACUGGGAAACACGCGUUAAAUCUUCCUACACACACCAUGGCCAUCUGAGGUAUUCUGAGGAACUACUGACACCUAUACCGGAAGCUUAGAAGUUUGGAAGCUGCCUUGUCUGAAAUCCACCCACUCCUGCAUUUGAUUGGAAUGGGUUCCUAUAAUGGUGUUAAAGAUGAUCAAAUUUAUUCUUUUCCAGGUCAUUUAGUUUCCACUUUUCCCAAGGUGUUUCCCUUUUUGAUUCCUAUACUGAAACUGUAAAUCAACAUCCCAAUUUCUUCCUGUAUUAAGAAACUUCAACUUGUUAUAUUCUGUUGUAAAUUCAUAAAUUGUUGAACUUUAAAACAAAGUUUAUUCCUGUAAAGUUCUUUAUAUGUAAAGGAAAUUAAAGGGCUGUAUAUAUAUAU
Molecule: messenger RNA, 2850 nt
Organism: Juglans regia (Persian walnut)
Lineage: Eukaryota; Viridiplantae; Streptophyta; Magnoliopsida; Fagales; Juglandaceae
Exons: 4
Coding region: 271-2541 (756 amino acids)
Source: RefSeq, a predicted model, not a curated record